Molecule: messenger RNA, 1757 nt
Organism: Salvia hispanica
Lineage: Eukaryota; Viridiplantae; Streptophyta; Magnoliopsida; Lamiales; Lamiaceae
Product: putative serine/threonine-protein kinase At1g54610
Biological process (GO): positive regulation of transcription elongation by RNA polymerase II; protein phosphorylation
Cellular component (GO): cyclin-dependent protein kinase holoenzyme complex; nucleus
Molecular function (GO): ATP binding; RNA polymerase II CTD heptapeptide repeat kinase activity
Source: RefSeq, a predicted model, not a curated record
AUGGGAUCCUCUCAGAGUUCUAAAACACACAUGAGAUCUCCGCCGAUGGAGCUGGAGAAGAUGAGGCUUGUCAAUGGUAGCAUCAAGGAAGGCGUGGCGAGGAACCCGAGCUCGCGGGGAAGAGCGGGGCUCGAGGAAGCGACAAGGGCCCGGCCUGGGCCAGGGCCCGAGGCGAGGAGGAAUGCUAGCAAAAGCAGCAGCAGUGUUGAUGGAGAUAGAAGGAAGAAGGGUGGUGAAGAAGAUGAUGAGAUGGUGGAUGGAUGGCCAAAGUGGCUUGUUGAUAAUAUUCCCACUGAUGUUUUGAAGAAUAUUGUUCCAAAGAGUGCUGAUUCUUACAUCAAGAUCGACAAGGUAGGGCAAGGAACAUACAGCAACGUAUACAAAGCCCGAGACCGAGACUCCGGGAAGCUAGUCGCCCUAAAGAAGGUCCGUUUCGACACCUCAGAGCCGGAGAGUGUCAAGUUCAUGGCACGGGAGAUCAUGAUCCUCCAAAAGCUCGAUCACCCAAACAUCGUGAAGCUCCAAGGCCUAGCCACCUCAAGGAUGCAAUACAGCAUCUACCUCGUGUUCGAAUACAUGUACUCGGACCUCUCAAGAAUCCUCUCCCGGCCCGACCAAAGGCUCACUGAGCCACAGAUCAAGUGCUACAUGCACCACUUGCUCUCGGCCCUACACCACUGCCACGAACGAGGCGUGUUGCACCGGGACAUCAAGGGCUCGAACUUACUCAUUGAUAGAAAUGGGAUGCUCAAGAUAGCUGAUUUUGGGCUCUCGAAUCUCUUCCAUCCGGAGAGGAAGAGGCCUUUGACUAGCCGAGUUGUGACACUUUGGUAUAGGGCGCCGGAGCUGCUUCUUGGCUCCACGGACUAUGGAGUUGGGAUUGAUCUUUGGAGUGCUGGCUGCCUCAUGGCGGAGAUGUAUGCCGGUCGGGCUAUCAUGCCGGCUAGAACCGAGGUUGAACAGCUGCAUAGGAUAUUCAAGCUGUGUGGGUCACCUAGAGAUGAAUACUACAAAAGGUUUAAUCUCUCUACAGCUCUUAAACCUCCACAGAUGUAUAAGCCCAAUCUUCGCGAAGCUUUCAAGAACUUUCCCCCGGCUGCGGUCGAUCUUCUUGCCAUUCUCCUCUCUCUUGACCCCGGAAGCCGCGGAACUGCGGCUUCUGCUCUUCAGGAUAAGUUCUUCCAAACGAGCCCUUUGGCUUGUGAUGUGUCUGGUUUGCCAGAGAUCCAUGUGGAAGAAGAUGACUACUCCUUAGCUACCGAGAGGAGAAAGCAUAGGAGUUCUAAAAUGAGGCGUAGGAGCCAGUCUCAGAGAAAGAAGGGCUCAGCAGCUGAGAAUUUACCAAGUGGAGCUAAUGAAGGCUUAAAAGAGAGGAGCAAAGAUUCAUCGGUUUCUGUCUUAGAUCCGGGCAGUAGUUCAACCAGCACUUCCUCUACAAGUGUUAGGCUACCGGGGAAGGAAGAGAUUCUUCCUUCCCCGGUAGCUUCGAAAAACAUGAAUAAUAGGCCUCCAAUGCCGGCUGGUAAGGGCCGUGUGACCGACUAUUACAUGAUAGCUGAUGAUGGUCUAAACAGACUGGAUUCUGUCCAAAGGUCUGCAUCAUCUAGAGCAUUUCAGAGUUUGGGAAACAAGCACUUACAAAAGCUGCAUUCUCUUGAUGUUUGAGACCAUAUUAUUGAAGAUUCUUGUUUUUGUUGUAUGUUUUUCUUCUAUGAUAAUCAAUUCUUUGCUUUUUCCUAAGUUUGGAUGUGUCAUAU